Molecule: messenger RNA, 1800 nt
Organism: Paraphaeosphaeria sporulosa
Lineage: Eukaryota; Fungi; Ascomycota; Dothideomycetes; Pleosporales; Didymosphaeriaceae
Exons: 1
Coding region: 213-1679 (488 amino acids)
Biological process (GO): mRNA splicing, via spliceosome; maintenance of RNA location
Cellular component (GO): nucleus
Molecular function (GO): mRNA binding; protein binding
Source: RefSeq, a predicted model, not a curated record
UCCACACAGUUUGCGCCGCAAACAACGUGACCAACGUGCGUCUUCACAACCGACGCGCAACACGGCGAUGCGGCAGCACCGCGUCCCUGGCACUCCCCGCGCUUAGUCGACGCACCUCAGCUUGCGCGCUCGCCGACUACGCCCUACGGCGCGGCAACUCACCUGCGACCCACGCCCCAGCAACGCACCAGACCAAUCCAUGAACGCAAAACAUGCCUGAACGUGAGCUUUCACCGUACAGCGCCCGUGUCGCGCUUACCCGGCAGCUGCAGCAGGGCCAGGGCAGCCAGUCUGCGCCGCCCGCCCAGCUCAACCGCCGGCCAUGGGACACGCGUGGACCACCACCGGAGCGGAGGCACAAUGGUAGCAACCACUCGCCAAUGCCACAACGAGGGAGGGGGCGGGGCGGAAGACCUUCGCCACCACUUGUUCGCGGUCGGGAGGGACGCGAGGAAAGCGCGUCUCCGCCCCCAAGAAGCCGGAGGGACAGUCCACCACCAGAGCGGUCGCCCAAGGCAAAAUCAAAGGACGCGUCAGUCGAGCCUGCCCGAUCCGUACGCGAUUGUGAGGCAUCACCAGAGCCAUACCGGAAGCCGCGCGAAGCCUCGACGGAGAGGAAGAGGGACCGUUCGAAGGACAGACAUAGCAGAAGGGACAGGGAUCCAGUGAAGGACCAAGAUCGGCCACGGGAGAGGGAGAGGACGAAAGGCAGAGACCGGUCACGGGAGAGCUACAGACUGAAAGGCAGAGACCGGUCGAGGGAGAGCCACCGGUCGAAAGGUAAAGACCGUUCACGGGAGCGUGACAUGUCCAAGGGCAGAGAUCGCUCGAGGGACCGUCACAGAGAGAAGCGCCGAGAACGCUCCACCGAGCGCCGACGCGAUGGUUCACGGGAGAGGAAACGCUCCAGAGAUCGCGGCAGCCGACGCGCCCGCUCGCACUCUCGUGAUAAAGACCGUCACCGACGUCGCUCACGCUCUCCUCUCCCCGUCACGCGCCGCUCCCCCUCGUCCUCCCCGCCCCCCAAACGCCGCCGCAAACACACGUCCUCCCCAUCGCGCUCGCCCUCCCCCCACCCGCGUUCCAAGCGCCCCCUCCCCGACCAAGAAAUCUCUUUCCGCGGCACCGACACCAGCGCCCUGCCCCCCACCAAAUACGGCGGCGCCCCCGCCAACCUCGAAAAGCCCAACUUCAAGCCCACCGGCCUCCUCGCCAAAGCAGCCAACAAAGUCGAAGGCACAAAAAUCAGCCUGAAAUACCACGAGCCCCCCGAGGCGCGCAAGCCGCCCCCCUCCCAGGCCUGGCGCAUCGUCGUAUUCAAGGGCGACGACGUCGUCGACAGCAUCGAGCUCGGCUCCAAAAGCUGCUGGCUGCUCGGGCGCGAGGCCAAGGUCGUCGACUACGUGCUCGAGCAUCCGAGCAGCAGCGGGCAGCACGCCGUGGUGCAGUUCCGCUAUGUGACGAAGACGGUCGAGGACGAGUAUGGGGUGAAGAAGACGAGAGGGAAGGUCAAGCCGUAUUUGAUUGAUCUGGAGAGCAGCAAUGGGACGGUACUGAAUGGGGAGCGGGUUGAGACGAGUCGGUACUUGGAGCUGAGGGAUAAGGAUAUACUGAAGUUUGCGGGGAGCGAGAGAGAGUAUGUUGUUGUGCUUCCGCCGCCCGAGGAGGCGAAAGAGUAGGGGGAGAUGAAGCACGUAUGCGGCUUCAACGCUGGGAUGCUUUGUAUUGGGAGUGGCCGAGUCAUUCACUGCAUGUUGGGAGUGACUGGGUUGGUAGAUAUUGCAUUUUACAACGACAUCC